AUGGGUCAAUAAUAAACGUAGCCUAUGAAAGCCUUAUUUAAUGUUGGAAGUGAUAAUGUAUCCUAAAAAUGCAUAUAAAAUUAUAGGAAUUUCAAGUGAAAUUAACACUCUUUUUAGGUUAGGAUUCACCUCCAAUUUUACCUAUUGAGGCUAGAGAUGUUAUUAAACAUGAAAAAUUUCCAUAACUAUUCGAAUUACUUAUUGAGAGAAUGAAACAUGAAAAUAAUAAGGUUAUUUAGAACACCUUAAAAAAUUUAACAAUUUUUAUUCCAAUAUUAUUGGCAGAAAAUCAUUAAUUAAUCAUUUCUAAUAAUUCUUAAGUUGAAGUUGAAGUAAUUAAUAGAAUUACAGUUGUAAAAGCAGAUGAAGAUUUAGAACCAUUUGAAGCUGCUAAUUUAGCUUAACCAAGAAUGUUUAGAAUUAUAGAUAAUCUAAUGACUUUAUUAUUUAAACCUGGAUUUACAAUAUAAGGAAGAGAUACAUUUAAUUUGGAGAAUGAUCCUAGAUUGAAAUCUUUAUUAAAAUAAUGGCUUGAUAAAGAUAUCAAAUUGAAAUUAGAAAAUAUUUGGAGAGGUUUAGCUACUUUAACCAAGUAUCCAAAUGAUUAAAAAUAAUAUUAUGAAAAUAGAGUCUUAGUUUUAAGUUGUUUGCUUGCCUGCUUAGAGGAAUAAUUAUAUCUAUAAGAACCAAAAUCAAGUUAAGCAUUAAAAUAUUUGGCUUUUGAAGAUCAUGCUGAAAUGUUUGCAUCUCUUUGGGCAGUCAUUCUAUUUCAUAAACAUGCUUAUUUUUGGUUUUAAGAUAAUUUAUUAUAUCAAUAAAAAACAUGUAGAUUUAUGGCAAUACUUAGUGCAUAAAUUUUGAAUUUAAUCUUCUCAUUUGAAUAUGAUGAUAAUAAAUUUAGAAAAAUUGUAAUAGAAACUAACCUACUUGAUUAUUCUUUUGAUUUGUUGGUUGAAAAUAUGCAACAAUCCCUUAUUUAUGAUACAAAUUUCAUUACAAGCAAAGCUCAUGAUAAUAAAGGAGUCUAAGAAUUCAUGGGUUUGCUUUAUUUCUUGUUGACUAAAAACCAGUUUGCAGAUGAUUAUUUAAAACAUCUUUCUAAAUAAAGGAUUAUUAAUUUAUUUUAAUUAAUCUUAUAUUACAUAGCAUAAUUUAUGGAUAAUGAAGUUAAUUAUGAAGUUUAUUAAAUUUCAUUAGAAUUGUUAGACUUUAUUUUUAAUUAUGAAAACAUAGCAAAGAUAUCAUAAGAAAUUGUUGAUAUUUAAUAUAGAGUGAAAGUUUUGCCUAUUACUUCAGGAACUUAUUAAGAUUUUAUAAUUAGUUAUUACGGUCAUCUUUUAUUUUUAGAUUUCAGAAGCAGAACCAAAUUUUAUGUUGAGCAUUUCAAAAAGAAGAAUCUAGAUUAUUAAAAUAUGGGAUAUAUUAUAAAUUAUCACUCAGAUUUAUUGUGUAGAACAUUAUAUAAGAUGUCAUAAUAUACAAAAUAAAUCUCAAUAGAUGCUUCACUCAUAUUUGAUUAGGCAUUCAAAAAGUAUUACCUUUACGAAUUUUUAUUUUUGAAUACUAAUUAAAUUAAGAAUCAAGAAUUGUUGACUUUAUCAUUAUUUAAUUUUAUAAAAAAUGGAUGUUGGACUGUUUUAUAUCAUUUAGUUUAGAAUUGCGAAUAUAUUGUUAAAUUCUAGGUUACAGACAAAAAAUUGUUAAAGUUUUUCCAAUGUUGUUCAGAAGACUAAUAAGGAAUGAAUAAUUAAGAAAUAUAAAAUUAAGAGUUUUAGGAUAGUAUAAUUAGAUUCUAUUUUAGGAUUUUAGAAAUAUAUGGAAAUUUGGAAGGAUAUAAAGAUACGAUUCUAAGGGCUUCACGUUUAAUAGUUAAAAUAAAUAAUUGGUGCUACUGUUGCACUUUUAAAUGCAGCCACAAAAGUAAUUUAAGGAAUAACAAAAGAAGAAUUUAUUGAUCUAUUUAAGAAAAAUAGUUGGUCUUUUAUCUUAGAUUAUUAAGUUGAAUUAGAAAAACGCCAAUUUUAAUUAGAUGUCUAUGCUUUUAAGUAAUAUAAACAACAACUCGAAUAUAUGCCAUUAAUUGAUUUAGAAAAAUGCAUUUUUAUUUGA
Paramecium sonneborni is the source of this 2109-nucleotide messenger RNA. NCBI's taxonomy places the organism in Eukaryota, Ciliophora, Oligohymenophorea, Peniculida, Parameciidae. The record is from the annotation of a GenBank genome assembly.